AUGUUGAAUAGUUUCAGGGAGCUUUUGUAUCAUAACUGUGCUCAAAUUCAAUAUUUAUUGAGAAAUUACUAUGAAGAUGAGGAAACUUGUAAAGACAUCGAAAACAUAAUUGAAAUUAGUAGCAAGAGUUUGAAGACUGGUGGUAAAGUAAUUAUAGUUGGAUGUGGAAAAUCCUAUAAGAUUGCCAGUAAAAUUGUAGUCAUGUUAAACUCAUUAGGUAUGAGUAGUACACUAUUGCACCCAAUUGAAGCUAUCCAUGGUGAUAUGGGUGUUAUUAGGGAAGGUGAUGUAAUCUGGAUGUGUUCACAUGGAGGUGAGACAUUAGAAGUAAUUAAAUUUAUUGAACUGGUUCAUAAAGUAUGGUCCUGUAAUGCAAUUACCACUAUUGGUAUAACUAGUAAAGAAGAAAGCACAGUUUCACGUAUAUGCGAUCAUAAAAUAGUAAUCAAACAAUAUAUUAAAGAAGAUAUAUUACAAAGAGGAUUAAAGACCCCUACUAUAUCUACAUCAUCUAUGUUAAUUGUACUAGAUUGUAUUGUAAUGAGUAUGAGUGAAGUGUAUUAUAAUUAUGAUUACGAGUCAAGAUUGAGAUUUUUCAAUAAGAAUCAUCCAGGAGGGUCAAUAGGGUUCCAACUUGAAAAUGAUGAUACAGAUAAAGACAAGACUAGAGUCGUAGAUAAAGAUGAUUGGGUUGGAACAAGUGAGAUCUGUAUUUCAGGAGAUGAAAGUAAUCAAAUGGUACUAGAGAAGAGUAUUUUGUACGACUAUAUUAUAAUUAGGGAUAAGAUAAGGAUACCUUCGAUAUGUGUGCAAAAUAAAUAUAAGGAAUUCAGCAACAACGGUUGGUAG
Molecule: messenger RNA, 849 nt
Organism: Vanderwaltozyma polyspora DSM 70294
Lineage: Eukaryota; Fungi; Ascomycota; Saccharomycetes; Saccharomycetales; Saccharomycetaceae
Product: SIS domain-containing protein
Exons: 1
Coding region: 1-849 (282 amino acids)
Biological process (GO): carbohydrate derivative metabolic process
Molecular function (GO): carbohydrate derivative binding
Source: RefSeq, a predicted model, not a curated record